Stegastes partitus (bicolor damselfish) is the source of this 1193-nucleotide messenger RNA. RefSeq names its product zinc finger CCHC-type and RNA binding motif 1 (gene zcrb1). Gene Ontology annotation, biological process: mRNA splicing, via spliceosome. The record is from RefSeq and is a predicted model, not a curated record. The transcript has 8 exons. Lineage: Eukaryota; Metazoa; Chordata; Actinopteri; Pomacentridae. Gene Ontology annotation, molecular function: RNA binding; zinc ion binding. Bases 139 to 813 code for a protein of 224 amino acids. Gene Ontology annotation, cellular component: U12-type spliceosomal complex.
GACGCACAGACAUGGCGCUUGUUUCUGUUGUUGCUAAAUAUUAGUUGCAAAUACGUUUACACUAAGUUCUGGCACUUUCAAUAAAUUUCAGUGCUAUUGUAUCGGUGGGAGCCGUGCUGGCUCUCCUAUGUAUUCACUAUGAGCGGGGGUUUGGCACCAAGCAAAAGCACCGUAUACGUGUCGAACCUGCCGUUCUCUCUGACCAACAACGACCUGCAUAAGCUCUUCACCAAAUAUGGAAAAGUCGUAAAGGUUACAAUUGUAAAGGAUAAAGACACUCGCCAGAGUAAAGGGGUGGCGUUCGUUCUCUUCCUGGACAGAGAGUCAGCUCAUAACUGUGCAAGAGCAAUAAACAACAAACAGUUGUUUGGCAGGACAGUGAAAGCCAGCAUCGCCAUAGACAACGGACGAGCAGCCGAGUUCAUAAGGAGGCGGAAUUACACAGACAAGUCUAAAUGCUACGAAUGCGGGGAUACCGGACACCUGAGCUACGCAUGCCCCAAAAACAUGCUGGGAGAGAGGGAACCUCCGAAGAAGAAAGAAAAGAAAAAGAAGAAAAAGGGUCAACAACCUGAGCACGUUGAGGAGGAGGAGGAAGAAAGUGAGGAAGAAGGAGAAGAUCCAGCCUUAGACAGUCUGAGCCAAGCCAUAGCUUUUCAGCAAGCCCGUAUCGAGGAAGAGGAGCAUAAAAAGAAGAGGCAGGCGGCUUUAUCUCAAGAGGACAACGCUCACGCCUCAACGUCGGCAGACUCCAGGAAACCGAGGAUCAAAAAGAGCGCAUACUUCAGUGAUGAAGAGGAGCUCAGUGACUAAAAUUGCACACGGACUUCAGAGAUGAAAUUAUUUCAGUUAUAUGUAUGAGGUUCUUAAGUGGGGGUUUUUAUGCUUCUACAAAUCAGUAUGGUGAUUGUGGACAACAGUGUGUGGAGUUUUCAUGUUCCACACUCCAGAGAGCUGGCCAGACCAAAACAGAGUCAUCCAUCGGAGCUUCAGAAUUGACCACAAACGUGCGAGGUUAUCCGAUUUCUUAUCUUUCCCCACCUUCCACCCAGUAGCAGCUGCAAUAGGCCCUGAACCCUCCGCAACCCUGCAUGGAUGCAGCAGGUACAGCUAAUGGAUGGAUAAUAGAUUGAAUGUGUGUGUGUUGUGUUUCUUUUUUUAUGUCAGUCAAUAAAAUAUUUCCUAAUAACAAA